Saimiri boliviensis boliviensis (Bolivian squirrel monkey) is the source of this 3959-nucleotide messenger RNA. Lineage: Eukaryota; Metazoa; Chordata; Mammalia; Primates; Cebidae. The record is from RefSeq and is a predicted model, not a curated record.
UUUCCUUAAAUUUCCAAAGAAGAUUCCAUUGUUUGGAUAGACCAUGAUUUGUCUAUCCAUUUACCCAUAGGAGGGCAUUUUGGUUGUGCUGUUUUGAGUUUUUAUGAUUAACGCUGGCUGUGAACAUUCAUGUGCCAAUUCACAACACACAUCCCUGUUGGUGGGUGGCAUCCCUGGCCACCUUUUCAUGUCUCUUUUUCUGUCUUUUCUGGCACUUUGCAGGGACAAUUCUGCUUUCCCAGGAAUUGCAUCACUCAGUACGCCGCAAGUUCCCAGAAGAGGGAAGAUGACCACGUUCAAGGAAUCACUGGUCAUGAGAUUGAGGUUGCAUAUGUUUGAUGCUGUAGGAGGCACUGACCUUCAAGGACGUGGCUGUGAUCUUCACUGAGGAGGAGCUGGGGCUGCUGAACCCUGCCCAGAGGAAGCUGUACCAAGAUGUGAUGCUGGAGAAUUUUAGGAACCUGCUGUCAGUGGGACAGCAAGCAUUUGACAGGGAUACUUUCCAUUUCCUCAGGGAAGAAAAGGUUUGGAUGAUGAAGACAGCAACCCAAAGAGAAGGGAAUUCAGGAGGCAAGAUCCAAACUGAGAUAAAGACUGUUUCACAAGCAGGAACACAUCAAGAGUGGUCCUGCCAGCAAAUCUGGGAAAAAAUUGCAAGUGAUUUAACCAGGUCUCAAGCCUCAGUAAUAAAUAGCUCUCAGUUCUCCAAACAAAGUGAUUUACCCUGCCAGACUGAGGCAGGACUAUCUGUAAUUAACAUAAGACAGAAAUCUUCCCAGGGCAAUGGAUAUAAACAGUCCUUCAAUGAUCUCUCCAUCUUUGAUUUUCAUCAACAAUUACACUCAGGAGAGAAGUCUCAUACAUGUGAUGAGUGUGGAAAAAGCUUCUGUUACAUCUCAGCCCUUCAUAUUCAUCAGAGAGUUCACAUGGGAGAGAAAUGCUUUAAGUGUGAUGUGUGUGGUAAGGAAUUCAGUCAGAGCUCACAUCUGCAAACUCAUCAGAGAGUACACACUGGAGAGAAACCAUUCAAAUGUGUUGAAUGUGGGAAAGGCUUUAGUCGUAGAUCAGCACUUAAUGUGCAUUGCAAAUUGCACACAGGAGAGAAACCUUAUAAUUGUGAGGAAUGUGGGAAGGCCUUCAUUCAUGAUUCCCAGCUUCAAGAACAUCAGAGAAUCCAUACUGGGAAGAAGCCAUUUAAAUGUGAUAUAUGUGAUAAGAGCUUCUGUGGUAGAUCAAGACUUAAUAGGCAUUCCGUGGUUCACACAGGAGAAAAACCUUUCCAAUGCGAUAUGUGUGGUAAGAGCUUUCGUCAGAGAUCAGCUCUUAAUAGUCAUCACAUGGUCCACACAGGAGAGAAGCCAUACAAAUGUGAGGAGUGUGGAAAAGGCUUUAUUUGUAGGCGAGAUCUUUAUACGCAUCAUAUGGUCCACACAGGAGAGAAGCCAUAUAAUUGUAAAGAAUGUGGGAAGAGCUUCAGAUGGGCCUCAUGUCUUUUGAAACAUCAGCGGGUCCACAGUGGAGAAAAACCCUUCGAAUGUGAAGAAUGUGGGAAAGGAUUUUACACAAAUUCACAACGUUAUUCCCAUCAGAGAUCCCAUAGUAGAGAAAAGCCAUAUAGAUGUGAGCAGUGUGGGAAGGGCUACAAAAGGAGGUUGGAUCUUGACUUUCACCAGCGCGUCCACACAGGAGAGAAACUGUACAAUUGUAAGGAAUGUGGGAAGAGCUUUAGUCGGGCCCCUUGUCUUUUGAAACAUGAGAGACUCCACAGUGGAGAAAAACCUUUCCAGUGUGAAGAGUGUGGGAAGAGGUUUACUCAAAAUUCACAUCUUCAUUCCCAUCAGCGAGUCCACACUGGAGAAAAGCCAUACAAAUGUGAGAAGUGUGGAAAGGGCUACAAUAGUAAGUUUAAUCUUGAUAUGCACCAGAAGGUCCACACAGGAGAGAGACCAUAUAAUUGUAAAGAAUGUGGGAAGAGUUUUGGUUGGGCCUCAUGUCUUUUGAAACAUCAGAGACUGCACAGUGGAGAAAAACCAUUCAAAUGUGAGGAGUGUGGGAAAAGAUUUACUCAGAAUUCACAGCUUCAUUCUCAUCAAAGAGUGCACACCAGAGAAAAGCCAUACAAAUGUGAUGAGUGUGGGAAGGGUUUCAGCUGGUCUUCAACCCGUCUGACCCAUCAGAGACGCCACAGCAGAGAAACACCUCUCAAAUGUGAGGAGUAUGGGAAGAAUAUUGUACAGAAUUCAUUCUCUAAAGUCCAAGAAAAAGUUCACAGUGUAGAAAAGCCAUACAAAGGUGAGGACUGUGGGAAGGGCUACAACAGGAGCUCGAAUCUUGACAUGCAUCAGAGGGUCCACAUGGGAGAGAAAACAUGGAAAUGUGGGGAGUGCGAUCUGUGCUUCAGUCAGGCCUCAAGUCUUCAACUUCAUCAGAUUGUUCAGGUGAGAGAGAAAACUUAGUGAUGUGAUGGUGUGAUAAAGUCUUCACUCAGUCUUCAUGAAUGCAAUCUUAUCUGAAAGUUCACAAAGGGGAGAAACGUUAAAAUGUGAGGCAAAUAAUAAGCAGUUUCCUUUGAGUGCUUUAUCUCUGAAUACAUGCUGGAGAUAAAUUUCACCCAUUCUUGGAAGAGGGAAAACAUUUAAGAUAACAUCAUUGCUUCAGCCAUAGCUCAGCAUACCCCAGUAGUCUCAGGACCACCAUAGUGGAGAAUCUUUGUAAAUGGUGCAAUAAAGCUUCAUUCAGAAGUUUGAUAGUUACAGCUGUCAUUCAGGAGACAGGACUUAGAGUAAGAGUUCAUGAAUUUACCACUCUAAUAGUGGACAUCUCAAAAUUGAUGUCCACUAGAAUGUAAGCUACCUGUGUCUUUGCUGCUAGAUUGUCACAACUGGAACACUGAUUAGCACUUUGUAUGUGUCCAGUGCUUGUUUGUUAAAUCAAUGAAAGGAGAAAAUAUACGUAUGGAUUUGGAUGCAAUUUUAUGUAUCCAAACACGGAAGUCUGGGAAACAUAAUUCUGGGAAACAUGAGUUGAAAUGCAGAGUAAACUCAGUACUGCAAUCCAUAGCAUUAUUUUGAAUAUUAUUAUUUUUUCCUUUUAAAUUUUUUUCUUGAUCAGAGUUAUCAUAUUCAUUAAAUAUCACUUUGUUGCACUUGGCUCCUGGCUUCCCCACAUCCUGUGUUCUGAAAUUAGAUUAUUAUUUGUGGCUCUAUCAAAUGUUCAUUGCUUGUAUAUGGUAUAAAUUUAUCCUUUGUAGCUUUUCUCACAGUAUAGACUAAAAAGGUUGGGUUAAUUUUACAGUAAUAGACCACUGCAUAUUUUACAAUUAAAUGCUUUCAACAGUAUUAAGAUUUAUGGUAACACUUUAAAAGUGUCGGAUGGACAUUGACAAAUUUUCUUAGUCAAUCCUAGAUUGGUCGUAUUUGUGAUCAUGAGGCCUUGGUAUGAUUACCUUUUAAUUGCCGUACAAUUUCUUUUUUUUUUUUUAACUUCUCUGGUACAAAAUAUUCUACAUUUGAAGGUCAGCUUUUGUCCACCUUCUUAUCCAAUAUUCUUCUAUCAACCCUAUGAAACAGGAAGAGAAACUUAAUGGAGUUUGGUAGUUUCUUCAAAUAUAUUCAUUAUUGGAGGCAGGAGUAACAGUUAAAUCUUCUAUAUUGCUGGCAGUAAAAAAAUGUCUUUUGGAGAGCAGAACAUGUCAAUGUAUAAGGUGCAACUGUUUGAUAUGAAAACCAUCGGAUAGGAAAUUAUGACUAUGACAGACUCCAAAAAGUAGACCACAUUGAUGAUGUCACUGCAUUUUAAAAUGAAAAGAACAAGUGUUCAAGAACAGGAAUUUGUGUGAAUUGCAUUUAUUUUUAUAAUAACAUGAAAUCAAUGAGACGAUCACAUAGACAUAAAAGGAGAAAAACAAUGUGUUUUUUUUAGCCUUCAUAACCUAGCCAAAUAAAUAUCUUUGUGUAUUU